This is a messenger RNA of Ornithorhynchus anatinus (platypus), 13145 nucleotides long. Its product is annotated as dynein heavy chain 9, axonemal-like. The record is from RefSeq and is a predicted model, not a curated record. Lineage: Eukaryota; Metazoa; Chordata; Mammalia; Monotremata; Ornithorhynchidae. Gene Ontology annotation, cellular component: dynein complex. Gene Ontology annotation, molecular function: dynein light intermediate chain binding; ATP binding; ATP hydrolysis activity. Gene Ontology annotation, biological process: microtubule-based movement.
AAGAGGGAAUCCUCGGCACCCCUCCUGCAGGGAGAACACCCUUGCCCCCGGGCGGAGCUGGCCUUCUGGCGGAGCAGGGCAGAGGACCUGGAGUGCAUUUAUAACCAGCUCAGGAGCAGCAGAGUGCGGCGCAUGGCCCUGCUCCUGGACCGCCUCCAGAGCAGCUAUUUCCCAGCCUUCCGGGCCCUGUUCCGAGACGUCGUGGCAGCACUGACCGAGGCCCGAGACGUGCACCUGCACCUGCAGCCCCUCGAGCGCCACGUGGCCGCCGUGGAAGGGGCUGAGUUUCCCCAGGUGAAGCGGCUGCUGGGGCCCCUGCUGCACGUGGUCUGUCUCACCUGGGCCACGUGCGAGCACUACCGGUGUCCGGCUCGGAUGGUCGUGCUGCUGCAGGAGAUGAGCAACCUCCUCAUCCGCCAGGCCUCUGCUUACCUCGGCCCGGAAGACAUCCUGAAGGGGGAGACGGAGGAGAGUCUGAGCAAAGUGCAGGUGGUCGUGGGGACCCUGAACUUCUUCAAGCAGUCGUUUGAGGACCGGAGGGCGAAGCUUGGGACGUACUUCCCGCGUGACCGAGGGACCGUGGAGUGGGAUUUCCAGUCGACCAUGGUCUUCGGGAGACUGGACGGCUUCCUGCGGAGGCUCGAGAUGGUGGAAGCGCUCCUCCGGACGGCCCUGGACAUCCCGAAGAUGGAAAAGCUGGAGUUGGGCGGGGCCCGUGGCCAGGCGCUCACUGAGCAGGCCCAGGACGUGUUUGCGCUCUUCCAAGACGCCUUCAGAAGCUUCUCUGAGAGCAGCUACGACUGCCUGGAUCCCGAGCGCAUGGAGUUUGAGAGAGACAUCAUGGAGUUCCAGCAGAAGGCGGAAGAUCUGGACCGAAGGCUGGGAACCAUCUUCACCAGAGCUCUGAAUGAUGUGUCUAGUUUGGAGCACGCCUUGAAGCUGCUGGACAUCUUUGGGAGCCUCCUCGAGAGGCCAAUGCUGGUGGCCAGUGCAGCUGCCCUGUAUCCUACCCUCAUCGCGAUGGUCGACAGAGAGCUGGAUGCAGCGGGACUCCUCUACUGCCGGCGCCUCCGGGAGGAGGCCGAGCUCGGAUUCGCCCCGACACACCGGAACAUGUCAGCCAUGGUCGGGGGGCUGCGCUGGGCCCAGGAGCUACGAGAACGCAUCCAGGGUCCAUUCAGGAGCUUCGGGCAGAUCCCGCUCCCGUGCCUGGAGUCAGAAGCCGGGAAGAGAGUGAUCCAGAAAUAUGAAGAUCUACUUAUGUCGCUGGAGAGGUAUGAGAAGAAGCUGUAUGAGGGUUGGUGCCGGACCGUGUCAGAGACGUCUCAGUGCAACCUCAGCCAGCCGCUCCUCCUGCGAGAUCCGGACACCUGCCAGAUCACAGUCAACUUCGAUCCCCAGCUGGUGUCGGUGCUGCGGGAGGUCAGGUACCUGGAGACCCAGCGGGCUUGGCCCAUACCCGCGUUGGCGCUGGAAAUGGCCUGUGCCAAAGAAGCGAGCCGGCGGCUAGUGGCCCUCCUGGAGCUGUUGGCCGACGGUUACAACGAGGUGCGGCGGGCCGUGCUGCCGGUGGAGCUCCCUCUCGUGGGCCAGCGCCUGCACGAGCUGGAUCUCGGGCUGCGGGCGGCCGAGGAGACGCUCAACUGGAAAACUGAAGGCGCUUGGGACUACGUCCGGAGCGUCACUGACGGAGUCUGCGAUCUCAAGCAGAGGCUUCGGCAGACCAAGGACAACAUGGAGGAGAUCCGGAACAUCUUGAAAACGUGGCUGCUGCCGAUUUUCGAGAGAAAAGAUGGGAAAAAGGAAUCUCUCCUGAGCCUGGAUGAUUGGCCAGAACACCUGGCCAAGCGCUACCGUCUGAUCCGGGAGUCCGGACGGCGAAUCCACUCCCUCGUGGGGGAAAACCAGAGACUCUUCUUGGCGGACCCGGCUUCUGGCCCUUGGCUGGCCUAUGUCGAGCACAUCGACGACAUGGUGCUGGAAGGCUUCUUCACGGCCAUCGAGUGCUCCCUCAACUUCCUCCUGGAAAACACUGAUCCGAAGUCCAGACUGGCCCCCUUGCUGGAAGUCCAGCUGGAUCUCGCCCUCCCCGAGCUGGUCUUUCGACCCUCCCUGGACCCCGGAGCCGGUGACGGCCUGUACGAUAUCAUCAAGGGGCUGGUCAGCGAUACCUUCAGGAUGUCUUCGCUGGUCCCCCGCAUCGCCCAGCAGAAGGGCUGCCCUCACUACCAGGCUGACCUGGAGGCCGAGGCCACUCUGGUCUCCUCGCGCCUCACGCUGAUGGAGAGGACGCAGUGCGCCAUGGCUGCCGGCAGCGGCUACCGCGACACCUUUGACCGCUACGUCUGCCUGUUUGUGGACGAGCGCCAGGAGGUGCUGAGGCAGUUUCUGGCCCAUGGGCGUGUGCUUGGCCCCGAAGAAAGCGGGGUCCCCGAGGCGCCCCCCACCCUGGAGCAGUUUAAAGAGCAGAUCGAUUCCUAUGAGAAGAUCUUCGAGGAGGUGAGCCGCCUGGAGCCCACUCGGUUGUUGACCGGGUGGCUGCGGGUCGACGCUCGCCCCCUGAAGGCGUCCCUGCUGUCGGUCGUCAAGCGCUGGAGCCUCAUGUUUAAGCAGCAUCUGGUCGACCACGUGACCUGCAGCUUGGCUGACCUUGACGCCUUCAUAAGGAAUAGUGAACAAGGCCUAAUCCAGAAGGUGGAAGAAGGGGAUUACAGUGGCUUGGUGGAGGUUAUGGGACAUCUGAUGGCUGUUAAGGACCGACAGAGCCGCACCGAUGAGAUGUUUGAGCCCCUGAGGCAAACCAUCGAGCUGCUCAAAGUCUACGAUCAAGACCUGCCAGAUGCCGUUCUGAAACGGCUUGAGGACCUGCCCGAGAAGUGGAGCGGCCUCAAGAAGAUGGUGGUCACCGUGAAGCAGCGGGUGGCCCCCUUGCAAGCCAGCGAGGUGGCCGCCCUCCGCCGACAGUGCGCGUCUUUCGACGUGGAGCAGCACGGGUUCAGGGAACGCUUCCGCAGGCACGCCCCGUUCAGGUACGACAGCGAGUGUCCUCACGCUAUCCUUGACGCCAUGCACGUUCAGAUCCGGCAGAUGGAGUCCACCAUGGCCUCCCUUUCUGCUGCCGCGAGCCUGUUUGAAGUGACCCUUCCCGAGUUCAAGCAGCUGAAGCAGUGCCGGAAGGAGGCCCUCCUGCUGAAGACUCUCUGGGACACAGUCGGGGUGGUGACCUCCAGCAUCGGUGCCUGGCAGGCCACCAAGUGGAAGGAGAUCGAUGUGGAAAACAUGGACUCGGAGUGCAGGAGGUUUGCUCGGGAGAUCCGCGGCCUGGACAAGGAGGUGCGGGCAUGGGACGCCUUCCUGGGGCUGGACGAGGCCGUGAAAAACACCCUGACCUCCCUGCGGGCCGUGGCCGAGCUGCAGAACCCGGCCAUCCGGGACCGACACUGGCACCAGCUCAUGCAGGCCACGGGGGUUGCGUUUGCCCUCGGGGAGGACACCACCCUGGCAGACCUCCUGGGCCUCCAGCUGCACCGCUGUGAGGACCAGGUGCGGGGCAUAGUGGACCGGGCCGUGAAGGAGAUGGCCAUGGAGAAGGUGCUUGAGGGACUGGAGGCCACGUGGGCUGGCAUGGAGUUCCAGUACGAGCCCCACCCCCGGCCCGACGUCCCCCUCCUGCGUGCCGACGAGGGCCUCGUGGAGGUCUUGGAGGACCACCAGGUCCAGCUGCAGGGCCUCAUCACGUCCAAGCACGUGGGGUUCUUCCGCGCGGAGGUGGCGGCCUGGCAGAAGAAGCUGACCACCGCCGACGCCGUCAUCUCCGCCUGGUUCCGAGUGCAGCGCUCCUGGGCCCACCUGGAAAGCAUCUUCAUCGGAUCAGAUGACAUCCGGGCCCAGCUGCCCCAGGACUCGCAGCGCUUCGAGGCCAUCGAUGAGGACUUCGUAGCUCUGGCGCGUGGCGUUCGGAAGACCCCCAACGUGGUAGAGGCGACCACCAAGCCUGGCCUCUACGAUCAUCUAGAAGACAUUCAGAGCAGAUUGUCCCUGUGCGAGAAAGCCCUGUCUGAAUACCUGGACACUAAGAGGGUGGCCUUUCCUCGAUUCUACUUCAUUUCCUCGGCAGACCUGCUGGACAUCCUGUCCUGCGGCACCGACCCACAGCAGGUUCAGCGGCACCUGUCCAAGCUGUUCGACAACGUGGCCCGGGUGCAGUUCCAGACGGAAGCCGGGCAGGACCCUCCCAGGACCGGCCAGGGAAUGUACAGUGGGGAGGGGGAGUAUGUGGCCUUCGGUGAGCCCUGUGACUGCAGCGGGCAGGUGGAAGUGUGGCUCAACCGUCUUCUGGAGCACAUGAAGGCCACGGUGAGGCACGAGUUGGAGGAAGGGGUGACAGCCUACGAAGAAAAGCCCAGAGACCAGUGGCUUUUUGAUUACCCGGCCCAGGUGACCCUGACGUGCAGCCAGAUCUGGUGGAGCACGGAGGUGGGCAUUGCCUUUGCCCGGAUGGAGGAGGGCUACGAGAACGCCAUGAAGGACUAUUGGAGGAAGCAGGUGGCCCAGCUCAACGCUCUGAUCGUGCUGCUGCUCAGCCCCCUGUCCCCCGGAGACCGGCAGAAGGUCAUGACCUUGUGCACCAUUGAUGUGCAUGCCCGGGACGUGGUGGCCAAGAUGGUUGCUCAGAAGGUUGACAGCUCCCAAUCCUUUCUCUGGCUAUCUCAGCUGCGGCACAGGUGGGACGAGGAACAGAAACACUGUUUUGCCAACAUCUGUGAUGCCCAGUUCCUCUACUCUUACGAAUACCUGGGCAACACCCCCCGCCUGGUCAUCACCCCCCUGACGGACAGGUGCUACAUCACUCUCACCCAGUCUCUGCACUUGACCAUGAGCGGGGCCCCGGCAGGGCCGGCCGGCACUGGAAAAACUGAGACUACUAAGGACCUGGGCAGAGCUCUUGGCAUCAUGGUGUACGUGUUUAACUGUUCUGAGCAGAUGGACUACAAGUCUUGUGGGGAGAUCUACAAGGGCCUCGCGCAGACCGGAGCCUGGGGCUGCUUCGAUGAGUUCAACAGGAUUUCGGUGGAAGUGCUGUCUGUGGUGGCCGUUCAGGUGAAGAGCAUCCAAGAUGCAAUCAGAGACAAGAAGCAGCGGUUCAACUUCCUUGGAGAGGAGAUCCGCCUGGUACCCUCUGUGGGAAUUUUCAUCACCAUGAACCCAGGCUACGCCGGCCGCACGGAACUGCCGGAGAACCUCAAGGCUCUGUUCAGGCCGUGUGCUAUGGUCGUGCCCGACUUUGAACUGAUCUGUGAGAUCAUGCUGGUGGCUGAAGGCUUCGUGGGGGCCCGGGCGCUGGCUCGAAAGUUCAUAUCCCUCUACCAGCUGUGCAAGGAGCUGCUGUCCAAGCAGGACCACUACGACUGGGGCCUGCGGGCCAUCAAGUCGGUGUUGGUGGUGGCCGGCUCGUUGAAGAGGGCGGAUCCCAGCCGCCCGGAGGAGCAGGUCCUGAUGCGUUCCUUGCGGGACUUCAACAUCCCCAAGAUCGUGACGGAUGACCUGCCGGUGUUCCUGGGCCUGGUCGGCGACCUCUUUCCCUCCCUGGACGUGCCCCGCAACAGAGACCUGGACUUCGAGGCCUGCGUGAAGCAAGCCGUUCUGGAGCUGAAGCUCCAGGCGGAGGACAACUUUGUACUGAAGGCGGUGCAGUUGGAGGAGUUGCUGGCCGUGAGGCACUCGGUGUUCGUGGUGGGCAGUGCGGGCUCUGGCAAGUCCCAGGUGCUGCGCUCCUUGCACAAGGCCUAUCACAUCACUGGGCGCCGGCCUGUCUGGACCGACCUCAACCCCAAAGCCGUCACCAACGAUGAGCUGUUCGGCGUCAUCAACCCUGCCACCCGGGAAUGGAAGGACGGUCUGUUCUCAUCGGUCAUGCGUGAGCUGGCCAACGUCACCCAUGAGGGCCCCAAGUGGAUCGUGCUGGAUGGAGACAUCGACCCCAUGUGGAUCGAGUCUCUGAACACCGUCAUGGAUGACAACAAGGUGCUCACUCUGGCCAGCAAUGAGCGUGUGCCCCUGAAGGCCUCCAUGAGACUGCUCUUUGAGAUCAGCCACCUGCGCACAGCCACGCCGGCCACCGUGUCCCGGGCAGGAAUCCUGUACCUCAACCCCACCGACCUGGGCUGGAGCCCCCCUGUCAGCAGCUGGAUUGACAGGAGGACAGUCCAGUCAGAGAGAGCGAACCUGACGAUUCUUUUUGACAAAUACCUACCCACGUGCCUAGACACGCUCAGGACAAGGUUUAAGAAGAUCAUCCCGGUCCCGGAACAGAGCACGGUUCAGACGCUUUGCUACCUCCUGGAAUGCUUGCUGACCCAGAAAACACCCCCCCCGGACUGUCCCAAGGAGCUCUAUGAACUUUAUUUUGUGUUUGCUGCUGUCUGGGCUUUUGGUGGAGCCACAUUCCAGGAUCAGCUCGUGGACCACCGGGCCGAGUUCAGCAAAUGGUGGGUGUCGGAGUUCAAGACUGUCAAGUUUCCCUCCCAAGGAACCGUCUUUGACUUCUACGUCGACCCAGAGACUAAGAAGUUUGAGCCUUGGUCCAGGCUUGUUCCCAAGUUUGAGUUUGACCCCGACACACCCCUGCAGGCCUGCCUGGUCCACACCAGUGAGACCGUCCGUGUGUGCUACCUGAUGGGGCAGCUCCUGGCCCGCGGGCGGCCCGUCAUGCUGGUGGGAGGCGCCGGGACAGGGAAGUCGGUGCUGGUGGGGGCCAAGCUGUCUUCUCUGGACGCAGAUGAGUUCAUGGUGAAGAACGUCCCCUUUAACUAUUACACCACAUCUGCCAUGCUGCAAGCUGUCCUGGAGAAACCUCUGGACAAGAAGGCUGGACGGAACUAUGGCCCCCCAGGCACCAAGAAGCUCAUCUACUUCAUCGAUGACCUGAACAUGCCCGAAGUGGACGCGUACGGGACAGUGCAGCCUCACACCCUCCUCAGGCAGCACCUGGAUUACGGCCACUGGUACGACAGGAGCAAGCUGACCCUCAGAGAGAUCUCGAACGUGCAGUUUGUGUCCUGUAUGAACCCCACGGCCGGCAGCUUCACCAUCAACCCCCGCCUGCAGCGGCACUUCAGCGUGUUUGCCCUGUCGUUCCCGGGGGCGGAUGCCCUGGCCGCCAUCUACAGUUCCAUCCUGACCCAGCACCUUCUUCUUGGGGCCUUCCCGCCGGCCGUGCUCCAGUCCGCCCCCCAGUUGACCAGCGUGGCCCUGGCCCUCCACCACAGGGUCGCUGCUACCUUCCUGCCCACGGCGGUCAAAUUCCACUACGUGUUUAACCUGCGGGACUUCUCCCGCGUGUUCCAGGGCAUUCUCUUCUCCACGGUCGACUGCGUCACGUCCCCCCAGGACCUGGUGAGGCUCUAUCUGCACGAAUCCAACAGGGUUUAUCGGGAUAAGAUGGUGGAAGAAGAGGACAUUUGCCUGUUUGACAAAAUCCAGGUGGAAGCAGUGAAGAAGUUUUAUGAUGGCGUCGACGAGACCCUGGCACAGGCCCGCAAUCUGAACGUGUUCUGCCACUUCGCCGAUGGGACGGGGGAGCCCAAGUACAUGCCAGUGCCGACGUGGGAACGACUGACCCAGACCCUCACGGAGGCCCUGCAGAGUCACAAUGAGGUCAACGCAGCCAUGGACCUGGUCCUCUUUGAGGAUGCCUUGUGCCACGUAUGCCGGAUCAACCGCAUCCUGGAGUCGCCGCGGGGCCACGCCCUGCUGGUCGGAGUCGGGGGCAGCGGGAAACAGAGUCUCAGCAGGCUGGCCGCGUUCAUCAGCUCCUUGGAGGUAUUCCAGAUCACCCUGCGGAGAGGCUACGGCAUUCCCGACCUCAAGGCGGAUCUGUCGAGCCAGUGCCUCAAGGCUGGAGUGAAGAACACCGGCGUCAUGUUCCUCAUGACCGAUACGCAGGUGGCCGAUGAGCGCUUCUUGGUUCUGGUCAAUGAUCUCUUGGCAACCGGUGAAAUUCCAGACCUCUUCUCCGACGAAGAGGUCGAGAACAUCAUCGUCGGUGUGAGAACCGAAGCCAGGAACCACGGUCUGGGGGAGAGCCGUGAGGCCUGCUGGGAAUUCUUCAUCGACCGCAUCAGGAGGCAGUUGAAGGUGGUGCUCUGCUUCUCCCCAGUGGGGACCCAGCUGAGAGUUUGCGGCAGAAGAUUCCCGGCCAUCGUGAACUGCACGGCCAUCGACUGGUUUCACGAGUGGCCGCGGGCGGCCCUGGAGUCGGUCAGCCUGCGCUUCCUGCGGGACACGGAGGGCAUCGAGGCCUCGGCAAAGGAGUCGAUCAGCAAGUUCAUGGCAUUCGUGCACACGAGCGUCAACGCGAUGUCGCAGUCCUACCGGAGCGGUGAGCGACGCUACAACUAUACCACCCCCAAGUCCUUCCUGGAGCAGAUCCGCCUCUACCGGAACCUCCUGCGCAAGAACGGGCGGGAGCUGACCUCCAAGAUGGAGAGGCUGGAGAACGGGCUGCAGAAGCUGCACAGCACCUCCGCCCAGGUGAGUGACCUGAAGGCCAAGCUGGCGGCCCAGGAGGUGGAGCUGAGGCAGAAGAACGAGGACGCCGACAAGCUGAUCCAGGUGGUGGGCGUAGAAACGGAAAAGGUGAGCCGGGAGAAGGCCGUGGCCGACGGAGAGGAGCAGAAGGUGGCCCUCAUCGCCCGGGAAGUCCGGCAGAAGCAGGUGGACUGCGAGGAAGACCUGGCCAGGGCCGAGCCGGCCCUCGCUGCUGCCCAGGCGGCGCUCCACACCCUCAACAAGAACAACCUGACAGAGCUCAAGUCCUUCGGCACCCCUCCUCUGGUCGUCAGCAACGUCACCGCGGCCGUGAUGGUGCUGUUGGCUCCGGGAGGGAAGGUGCCGCGAGACCGCAGCUGGAAGGCCGCCAAGGUGGCCAUGGCCCGGGUGGAUGGCUUCCUGGAUUCGUUGACCGGCUUCGACAAGGAGAACAUCCACGAGAACUGCCUCCGAGCCAUCCAGCCGUACCUGCGCGACCCGGAGUUCAACCCCGAUUUCGUCAGGUCCAAGUCCUCGGCGGCGGCUGGCCUGUGCUCCUGGGUGGUGAACAUCGUGCGCUUCCACGAGGUCUUCUGUGACGUGGAGCCCAAGCGCCAGGCACUGAGCAGAGCCAACCUCGACCUGGCCGCGGCCCAGGAGAAGCUCGACGCCAUUAAAGGCCGGGUCGCGCUUCUGAAUGAGAACCUGGCGAAACUCACAGCCAAGUUUGAAAUGGCCACGGCGGAGAAAGUCCGAUGUCAGCAAGAAGCGGAGGCAACUGCCUGCACCAUUGCCCUUGCAAAUCGCCUGGUCGGAGGGCUGGCCUCAGAGAACGUGCGGUGGGCAGAAGCAGUGGAAGGCUUCAGGCGGCAGGAGCGCACCCUGUGUGGUGACGUCUUACUCGUCACUGCCUUCGUCUCCUACCUGGGCUACUUCACCCGGAAAUACCGCCAGAGCCUCCUGGAUGGUGCCUGGAGGCCAUACCUCAGCCAGCUACAGGUCCCGAUCCCCAUCAGCCCUGCCCUGGACCCCCUGGAGAUGCUAACCGACGGGGCCGACCUCGCCACGUGGCAGAAUGAGGGUCUCCCGGCGGACCGCAUGUCCGUGGAGAAUGCCACCAUCCUCACCAGCUGUGAGCGCUGGCCGCUCAUGGUGGACCCCCAGCUGCAGGGAGUCAAGUGGAUCAAGAACAAGUAUGGCGAGUCCCUUCGGGUGACGCAGAUUGGCCAGAAAGGGUACCUGGACACCAUAGAGCAAGCCUUGGCCUCUGGUGAUGUGGUGCUUAUUGAAAACAUGGAGGAGACGGUGGACCCGGUGCUGGCCCCGCUGCUGGGAAGAGAAACUAUUAAGAAAGGAAGGUACAUUAAGAUCGGAGACAAGGAGUGCGAGUAUAAUCCCCAGUUCCGCCUCAUUCUUCACACCAAGCUGGCCAACCCCCACUACCAGCCCGAGCUGCAGGCCCAGGCCACCCUCAUCAACUUCACUGUGACCAGGGAUGGCCUGGAGGACCAGCUGCUGGCUGCGGUGGUCAGUCUGGAGCGGCCAGACCUGGAGGAGCUCAAAUUGGAGCUGACCACCCAGCAGAAUGGGUUUAAAAUCACCUUGAAGACCCUGGAGGAUUCCUUGCUGUCCCGACUGUCCUCUGCGUCGGGGAGCUUCCUAGGGGACACGGUUUUGGUGGAGAAUCUGGAGGUCACCAAGCAGACGGCUGCAGAAAUACAAGCCAAGGUCCAGGAGGCCAAAGUGACCGAGGCAAAGAUCAAUGAAGCCCGAGAAAGUUACCGGCCGGUGGCAGCCCGGGCCUCUCUGCUCUACUUCAUUAUGAACGACCUCAGCACCAUCCAUCCCAUGUACCAGUUCUCCCUGAAGGCGUUCAGCGUUGUGUUCCGCAAGGCGGUGGCCCGCGCGCCUCCUGACCAGAGUCUCCAGCAGAGAGUGGCCAAUCUGAUGGACAGCAUCACCUUCUCCGUGUAUCAGUACACGGCCCGAGGGCUCUUUGAGUGCGACAAGCUGACCUACACAGCCCAGCUCACUUUCCAGAUUCUCCUACAGAUCCAGGAAAUCAACGCUGUGGAGCUGGACUUCCUCCUCCGGUACCCAGCCCAGCCCGGGGCCACAAGCCCAGUGGACUUCCUGUCCCACCAGUCCUGGGGUGGCAUCAAGGCUCUUUCAGCGAUGGAAGAAUUCCGAAAUCUGGAUCGGGAUAUCGAGGGCUCUGCCAAGCGCUGGAAAAAGUUCGUUGAAUCGGAAUGUCCGGAGCGGGAGAAGUUCCCUCAGGAGUGGAAGAACAAGACGGCGCUGCAGCGGAUGUGUGUGAUGAGAGCCGUCCGGCCAGACCGUAUGACCUACGCCGUCCGGGAUUUUGUGGAAGAGAAGCUGGGUAGUAAGUACGUGACGGGCCGGACCUUGGACUUUGCUUCCUCCUUUGAAGAGUGCGGAAGGGCUACGCCCAUGUUUUUCAUCUUGUCUCCAGGAGUCGACCCCCUGAAGGAUGUGGAGAAGCAAGGGAAAAAGCUCGGUUUCACCUUCAACAACCAGAAUUUCCACAACGUGUCCCUGGGACAGGGACAGGAGGUGGUGGCUGAGGCAGCGCUGGAUGUAGCUGCCGAGCACGGUCACUGGGUCAUCUUGCAGAACAUCCACCUGGUGGCCAAGUGGCUUGGCUCCCUGGAGAAGAAGCUGGAGCAGCACAGUGCAGACAGCCACCCGGAGUUCCGGGUGUUUAUGAGUGCCGAGCCCGCUCCUUCUCCCAGCAGCCACGUCAUUCCCCAGGGCAUCCUGGAGAACUCCGUCAAGAUCACCAACGAGCCACCCACUGGCAUGCAUGCCAACCUGCACAAGGCCCUGGACAACUUCUCCCAGGACACUCUGGAGAGCUGCACUCGGGAGAUGGAGUUCAAGAGCAUCCUGUUUGCGCUCUGCUAUUUCCAUGCGGUGGUGGCAGAACGACGCAAGUUUGGAGCCCAGGGCUGGAACGGCAUGUACCCCUUCAGCACAGGCGAUCUGACCAUCUCAGUGAACGUACUGCACAACUACCUGGAGGCCAAUGUCAAGGUUCCCUAUGAGGAUCUGCGAUACCUCUUUGGAGAAAUCAUGUACGGAGGCCACAUCACCGACGGCUGGGACCGGCGCCUCUGCAGAAGCUACCUGGAGGAGUUCAUCAGGCCGGAAAUGCUAGAGGGAGAUGUGGCCCUGGCCCCGGGCUUCCUCCUUCCAGGCAGCAUGGACUACAGCGGCUACCAUAAGUACAUCGAUGAAGUCCUGCCCUCGGAGUCCCCCUAUCUCUACGGCCUCCAUCCGAAUGCCGAGAUCGGUUUCCUGGCCCAGACUUCGGAGAAGCUGUUCCGUACAGUGCUCGAGAUGCAGCCUCAGGACCGCCAGACUGGGGACGCCACGGCGGCCACCAGGGAGGAGAAGGUGAAGGCGUUGGUGACGGACAUCCUGGAGAGGCUUCCUGAGGAGUUUGACCUCGCUGAGCUGGUGUCCAGGGUGGAGGAGCGCACGCCAUUUGUCGUGGUCGCUUUGCAGGAAUGUGAGCGCAUCAAUUUCCUCACUGGCACCAUCCGGCACUCCUUGAGAGAGUUAGAGCUGGGCCUCAAGGGUGAGCUGACCAUGACCAGUGCCAUGGAAAGUCUGCAGAGCGCUCUGUACCUGGACACCGUGCCGGAGGCCUGGACGAAGCGGGCCUACCCCUCCAUGUCCAGCCUGGCCGCCUGGUUUCUGGACCUGCUGAGCCGCAUCAAAGAGCUGGAGAUGUGGACGGGGGACUUCGGCCUGCCCGCCUCGGUGUGGCUGUCCGGCUUCUUCAACCCCCAGUCCUUCCUGACGGCCGUCAUGCAGGCCGCGGCCCGCCGCAACGACUGGCCCCUGGAUAAGGUGUCCCUGCAGUGCGACGUCACCAAGAAGAGCCGAGAAGAUUUCGGGGCUCCCCCCCGGGAGGGAGCGUAUGUUCACGGCCUGUUCAUGGAGGGGGCCCGCUGGGACAGCCAGGUUGGGGUCAUCGCUGAGGCCAGGCUGAAGGACUUGACUCCCCCCAUGCCCGUGAUUUUCAUCAGAGCCGUCCUCGGGGACAAACAGGAUUCUCGGGGAACGUACCCCUGUCCCGUCUACAGAACCCGCCAGCGCGGCCCCACCUACGUCUGGACAUUUAACCUUAAAACGAAAGAGGUCGCGUCCAAAUGGGUGCUGGCCGGGGUGGCCUUACUUAUGCAGGUGUAGCCGGGACCCGUGGCUGUUGGGCAGAAGAGGGCUCAGUGGGUGGGAACUUUUCCAGGGGCCUUGGGACUCUAGGUCAGGAGUCGGGCACCCUGCUGGCCACCUGGUAUCUGGAUGGUGAGGUCUCUGGAUCCUCAGGAAGUACCAGAGUCACCCGGGGUCCUGGCGGAGGGGCGUCCCGGAAUGGGUCGCGCACGUGCCCUAGCCGGGGAGGGGGGUGAAGGCGGAGGGCUCGUCUUCUCUGUGUUCCAGAGUGAACAUCCCUGUGCUCCUCGUCUCUCAUGUCACUGGGGAGGCUUAGGGCCUGGCCGGAGUCACCCCGAAGGGUCUUGCCUAAUGAGCUAGAGAGCAAAGAACUGAAUGAUGGGAAGUAUUUCCUAAUAAAGUGAUUCAUUCUUUGA